Molecule: messenger RNA, 2352 nt
Organism: Folsomia candida
Lineage: Eukaryota; Metazoa; Arthropoda; Collembola; Entomobryomorpha; Isotomidae
Product: protein scarlet
Exons: 17
Coding region: 274-2286 (670 amino acids)
Cellular component (GO): plasma membrane
Molecular function (GO): ATP hydrolysis activity; ABC-type transporter activity; ATP binding
Source: RefSeq, a predicted model, not a curated record
GGUCCAGUUCUACAAAAUCUCUACACACAUGAAUUCGUUUCGUGAAGUUGACAUUUCCCAUUUACAUACGUAUGCAUAUCACAAAAUCACGGUAUACAAUUCCUAAGACCAUUAUUUUGACUCUGUCUCGAUUUCGACAAACAGCGUUAAGAUAGCACACACGUUUUUUUGUUUUGAAUAUAAUAAAUUAGUGAGGCAUAAAAAAACUUGCGAAUUUGGGUAAAAUUGUGAAUUAUUUGAAAUAUAAGUAUAGAUUCCUAAAACUUGUACACGAUGGGAAUUCAGCGAAUCGAGUCAACUGGAAGUUUUUAUAGUAAUAGAUCCGGAAAUACUUUGGAGCUUUCGCACAGAGAUGAUGAUAUUCCUAUUUUGCUACCACUCAAGCUAAAAAAUCCCUCCGAGUCAGACUCUGUUGGACUAAAAGGGGCUACACUUUCAUGGCAUGAUCUCAGUGCUUAUGUCCCUACCCCUCGCCAAGGAAUCUUCCAGAGACGAAAUGUCCACCAACCGUUCAAAAGAGUGCUUAACAAUGUGACAGGCAUAGUCCAUCCUGGAACUAUGAUGGCCGUCCUAGGAGCAUCAGGUGCAGGCAAAACGACACUUCUUAAUGUUUUAGCAAAGCGUGUACAAGAAAAUGUUGUAAUUAAUGGAGACAUCCGAGUCAAUGGACUGCCCAUUGGAAAAUUCAUGAGAAAAAUUUCUGGUUAUGUAUAUCAAGAAGAUCUAUUUUUCUCAAGUUUAACGGUUUUGGAACACUUAAAUUUCAUGGCACGCAUGAAGUUGGAUCGUCGUUUGACAAAAUGGGAACGAACACGACAAGUGGAAGAACUCUUAACAGGACUUGGUUUAAAGAAAUGCGAACACACACGGAUCGAGAGAAUAUCUGGUGGAGAAAUGAAGCGACUUUCUUUCGCUUCUGAGGCAAUUUCAGGAUGUCCAGUGCUCUUUGGCGACGAGUGUACCACAGGCCUCGAUAGCUUUUCAGCUCAACGCAUUGUUUCCGUGAUGCAGAAUUUGGCAAAGGAAAAAGGAAAAACAAUCAUGUGCACUAUUCAUCAGCCAUCAUCCCAAGUUUUUGCAAUGUUUGACCAAGUGUGUCUACUUGUUGAGGGAAGGACGGCCUAUCUUGGGGAUACGAAGGGUGCCAUGAAUUUUUUCGCAAAACUUGGCCAUAUUUGUCCAGAUCAUUAUAAUCCGGCAGACUUUUACAUACGCUCACUCGCAGUUUUACCAGGAAUGGAGAAAGAAAGCAGACAUAAGAUUAGCUUGAUUUGCGACACAUUUGUUAACUCGGCAGAGUACAACGAUAUCCAAGAUGAGAUUGCUGAACAAUUGGCUAAAUACGAUUUCUUCACUACAUCAAUAUCUUCCUCUAAAUCCUCGGAUUUGACCUUCCUAGAAGAAACCCUCAUUGGGAGCCACAUAUGCAUUUAUUCCAGUCGAAAACCUCACUGGCACACUGAAUUGUUCUGGUUAACGUGGCGAUCGCUGUUAGAAUCGAAUAGAAAUCUAAACGUCCACGUAGUUCGAACGGUUCAAAAAAUUGUUAUGGCAUUGCUCAUCGGGUUUUGCUUUUUUGGUGUCAAUUUGGACCAGGAUGGAAUUCAAAAUAUUCAAGGAGCGAUUUUUAUUUUUAUCACUGAAAAUACUUUUCCAUCAAUGUAUGGCGUUCUCCAUGUAUUUCCCCAUGAACUGCCUUUAUUUCUACGAGAAAACAAGAAUGGAGUUUACCGAGUAGAUACAUACUAUUUGGCAAAAAUGAUUAGUUUGGUCCCGGGAUUUAUAGCAGAACCUCUUCUUUUUGUGACCGUGGCCUACUGGUUGGUGGGACUUCGGGCAACAAUGACGGCAUUUUUGCAAACGUGUCUCGUAAUUCUGUUAACUGCGAAUACGGCAGCUGCUUGUGGAUGCUUUUUCUCUGCUGUGUUUGACUCGGUCUCAGUUGCAAUUACUUGUCUGAUUCCAUUUGAUUACAUGCUUAUGAUUACUGGAGGAAUCUUUAUAAAUCUGGAUUCUCUUCCUGGCUACCUGUCUUGGAGCAAAUCCUUGAGUUGGUUCAUGUAUGCCAAUGAAGCAAUGUCAGUCAGUCAAUGGGCGAAUAUCACCAAUAUAUCGUGCAAAUCUGACGUGACCAUUCCAUGCAUUUCAACUGGUGCUGGAGUACUUAACGCCAACAACUUUGACGAGUCCAAUUUGCAUUUGGAUUUCAUCCUACUCAUAUGCUUAUAUUUUGUUUUUCAUAUUUUAGCUUUUUUAGGACUUCUCAUUAAAAGUUACAGAAAAUGAUUUUACAAACUAUCGAACAUUUUAAUUGUUACUAAAUGUAAUAUAAAAUAAAGUUUAAACCACGGA